GAGACAGCUCGUGACGUAAGACUGUUCCUGAAAGUCAACAACAAGCCGUCAGUGCUUGCCAGCAGCACUAAGGAUUGGAGAAGCAGCAGUCUGAUUGUUUUAUAAACAGCACAGUAAUCUACUUAAGCAAGUUCCUGCACUGCUAAUACAGACGCAGGGAGGAAAUUGGGACCCGAACCACCUCCCCAUCAUUGCCAGUGCAGGCUGAGUCACCACCAGCGAGUGGGAAGGGCAGCAGCAAAAGAACCAGAAGAAAUUCAAAACUGCAAAGCUGACAGUUCCGGAAGGAGAAUUUCUCUGAGGCUGGGGCUCAGAGGAGAGCCAACAUGACUGAUAUAACCAUUGUGAAGGAAGGCUGGGUCCAAAAGAGGGGAGAAUAUAUAAAAAACUGGAGACCUAGGUAUUUCCUUCUAAAGACCGAUGGAUCAUUCAUAGGUUAUAAAGAGAAACCUCAAGAUGUUGACCUACCAUAUCCCCUAAACAACUUCUCAGUAGCAAAAUGUCAGUUAAUGAAAACAGAGAGACCAAAGCCAAACACAUUUAUUAUCAGAUGUUUACAAUGGACGACGGUAAUAGAGAGAACAUUUCACGUAGACACUCCAGAAGAAAGAGAUGAAUGGACAGAAGCCAUUCAAGCAGUAGCAGAUAAGCUGCAGAAACAAGAAGAAGAAAGAAUGACCUGCAGUCCAACCUCCAACUUAGACAAUAUAGGAGAAGAAGAAAUGGAUACUUCUAUUAGUCAUCAUAAAAGAAAGACAAUGAAUGACUUUGAUUAUUUAAAACUACUUGGCAAAGGCACUUUUGGCAAAGUAAUUCUAGUACGAGAGAAAGCAAGUGGAAAAUAUUAUGCAAUGAAGAUACUGAAAAAAGAAGUAAUUAUUGCUAAGGAUGAAGUUGCACAUACGUUGACAGAAAGCAGAGUAUUAAAAAACACUAGACAUCCAUUUUUAACGUCUUUGAAGUAUUCCUUCCAAACGAAAGACCGGUUAUGUUUUGUAAUGGAAUAUGUUAACGGUGGCGAGCUGUUUUUCCAUUUGUCGAGAGAACGAGUGUUCUCGGAGGACCGCACGCGCUUCUAUGGUGCAGAAAUUGUCUCAGCUCUGGACUAUUUGCAUUCUGGAAAGAUUGUAUACCGUGAUCUCAAGUUAGAAAACCUCAUGCUGGAUAAAGAUGGCCACAUCAAAAUAACAGAUUUUGGACUUUGCAAAGAAGGAAUCACAGACACUGCGACUAUGAAGACGUUUUGUGGUACACCUGAAUACCUAGCACCAGAGGUCUUGGAAGAUAACGACUAUGGACGUGCAGUAGAUUGGUGGGGUCUAGGAGUUGUUAUGUAUGAGAUGAUGUGCGGACGGUUACCUUUUUAUAACCAAGACCAUGAAAAACUGUUUGAACUUAUUCUUAUGGAAGAAAUAAAAUUUCCCAGAACUCUGUCUGCAGAUGCAAAAUCACUUCUAUCAGGACUUCUUAUAAAAGACCCAAACAAGCGACUUGGAGGUGGCCCAGAUGAUGCAAAAGAAAUAAUGCGUCACAGCUUUUUUUCUGGUGUAAAUUGGCAAGAUGUGUAUGACAAAAAGCUUUUACCUCCAUUUAAGCCUCAGGUAACAUCUGAAACAGAUACAAGGUAUUUUGAUGAAGAAUUUACUGCUCAAACUAUUACAAUAACACCGCCUGAAAAAUAUGAUGAAGAUGGAAUGGACUGCAUGGAUAAUGAAAGACGACCGCAUUUCCCUCAAUUUUCCUAUUCUGCAAGUGGACGAGAGUAGAGAUUUUUCAGGUUGCUUUCAUCAUCAUCCUAGUGUGAUCACUGGAAGUUGUUCCUGAACCUUGUCACUACCAGUUCCAUCUAGUAUUUGAUUCCAUGGCAGGGAUACCUUCCGGAGUCAUUUCAAGUUGAGCAAAAUUUUUUUUGCAUGAAUUUUAGUGUCAUUCCAAGGUGCAAGGCCAUUACCUCCUGCUGUCUCAACAUUAUAGCAACUGCAAAGAAAAUGUUUAAACUGUUGAGGUCCCAGAAGGAUAACAUGCAUUCACAGUUUUAUGCAGUUCACCCUGUAAAAAUAUAAGUUGGGAAGAGAAGCUGAUCAAAAGGAAGUUGGAGAGAGGAUUCCUUAUCAACUAAGAGACCAUUUUCAGUUUUAAAGUAGUCUAAAGAAGACUGUUUUUGUUGGUUUUGUUUUUUUUUUUUGUUUUAUUUUUUUUUCAUUUGUGCUGGUCAUAACAGACAACUUUUUUUGAC
Molecule: messenger RNA, 2236 nt
Organism: Protopterus annectens (West African lungfish)
Lineage: Eukaryota; Metazoa; Chordata; Ceratodontiformes; Protopteridae
Gene: AKT3
Product: AKT serine/threonine kinase 3
Exons: 14
Coding region: 327-1766 (479 amino acids)
Biological process (GO): protein phosphorylation
Molecular function (GO): ATP binding; protein serine/threonine kinase activity
Source: RefSeq, a predicted model, not a curated record